AUGCAGCAAGAAACAGAGAGAUGCAGAGUUCGAGCCAGGAGGCCUGACAUGGCACUUUAUGUACCCAAAGCUCGAAGGGGUAUAGUACUACUCAAAUCAGGUGAUGAGGGAAAAAGCUGUGGUCCGUCUAACUCCGUGGUGAAAGAAGAACAAAGGGAAGAUUCUCUCUCCCAAAAGGAGAUCUUUCAAGACAAAUGCGAGACUCCAAGACUAAGUAUUAAUCCUGAUAAAAAGGAGCACAGUCAUAGAGAAGGAAAGAAAUAUUCAACGAAAUUUAAAAAAGAUACAUGCCUUCAAGAAAGAAAGAAAGAUAGGGUUUGUACUAAGAGGUCAACUGCAGAAUCCAAAGAAGUAUUAUCCCAAGGACAUCAGCAAAGAGUCUUCAAUACUGGGAUUGUACCUAGUGUACCUUUACAAAGACAUUUUACACCAAAGAAGGUAGAAUGUUUGGAGAUUGAAACCAGAGAUGUGAUAGGACAUGAUGGGUUGCUUCUAUCUCAAUCUUGUUCAGAAAUCAGUAAGGCUCGGGUUCCAAACAAGCCAUCCACAAACGUGGAAAUCUCUGAUAUCAAGAGAAAUGAACUAAAUGGGGAAACAUUUGAAGAUAGAAAUUUGGAAAACAGAAUGGAAACUGAUGCCAAGAUUAUGGAGAUACUAUCCCAGUUUCCUGGAGAUUUUAAUUCUGUGGUGAAACCUGAGAGUGUGAUCUCACCAGUAAAACAAAACUCUGAUUCUGGAAUUGUACAACAAGGCAUGCAAACAUUAGAUGGAAUGCUGAAGUACAGCAGUGGCGCCAUCACUACUGAUUCUGUUCCUGGAAGUUCAGAUGGUAUCAUUGGUCAGACUUACGUAGACUUGGAUGCUGAGAAUGUUGGUGAUACAGCCAAUAGGACAGGUUCCGUCUCGAGUCAGAAAGGUAUGGAUUCCAUUCCUGAGACUGUGGAUCACCUCUCUCAUCAAAUGAAUAUGGACAGCAAAUUAGAGAGCACAAAUGACAUUUCUGAUCCAACAGCGAUUAGAGAGUGUGAGGAGAAUGACAGCACUGCUGAUGAGUUAUGUGUAAAGCACGAAUCUUCUGACAGAGCUGCCCUUGCUCAUGAAACAUAUACAGAUAAUGAGUCUGAGAGUGUACGUGACAUUACCAAUAAGACAUGUCCAAUGGACAUUACAGAUACCAUAUCUGAUCAGAGGGUAGGCAGCCCUUGUGUAGUUGCAGUUAGAGUAGCAGAUGAAGCUUAUAGCAACACAGGGAGUUUCUCAGACUGUUUAGAAAUGAAUGCAGAUACAGGCCUUCUUCAUGCAGCUGAAAGUGGGAAUGACACUGAAAAUUUCAGUAACCUGACUGCUUGCUCAGAUAUCUAUGCUGAGAGUAUUUCAUCUAGUUUCACAGAGUCAACAGGAAAGUUGAUAGAGAGCUUGUCAGAUUGUGCUUCCUCCUUACCUAUAAAGAAGAUAACUGGUAGUAAUUGUAACACUUUUUUGGACCCUGAACUCAGUAUGUUAAAUGGGACAAACGUAUUUUCAGAUAGUGCCUUGGGCAGUGAUCUUGAUGGUACUGGUGAUAUAACAGAGGCACUACAUGAACUUAAGACUGCUGAAGAGUUCAAAACAGAAGAUGGUGACUCAGAGAAUGUGGAAUUUGGUGUAUCCUUUCCUGAUAUAGAAUCAGUAUCUAAGGAAACAUCCAUGGAGCUGAAAGCAACGGAUGUAUCUCACACAGAAAGAAGUGCUGCUACUGAGGAGAGCUGGGAGUCCAUGUUCAAUGAUGAUGGUGAGUGCCUGGACCCACGUCUUCUACAAGAGUUAUCAGGGAAUAUGAAGAACAGAGAAAGUAUCCAAGAACCUAGAUUUGAUUAUUACAACCAUGAAGUUCCUGAUAUUGACCUCAGUGAUUGUGAAUUCCCACAUGUCAUUGAAAUUUAUGACUUCCCCCAAGAAUUUCGUACUGAAGAUCUUCUACGGAUUUUUUGUGCUUAUCAAAAGAAAGGAUUUGAUAUUAAAUGGGUGGACGAUACACAUGCCCUAGGAGUAUUCUCCAGUCCGAUUACAGCCCGUGAUGCUCUUGGUAGUAAACAUACCAUGGUGAAGAUCCGGCCCUUGUCACAGGCCACAAGAGCAGCCAAGGCCAAAGCUAGAGCUUAUGCUGAGUUUCUCCAGCCAGCAAAGGAGCGUCCUGAGACUUCAGCAGCCCUAGCCAGAAGGCUAGUCAUCAGUGCCCUUGGGGUUCGAAGUAAGCAGAGCAAAACUGAACGGGAAGCAGAGCUUAAGAAACUGCGAGAAGCCCGAGAGAGAAAACGAUUGGAAGCCAAGCAACGGGAAGCCAUCUGGGAAGGCAGAGACCAGUCUGCAGUUUGA
Messenger RNA from Rangifer tarandus platyrhynchus (Svalbard reindeer), 2355 nucleotides. The record is from the annotation of a GenBank genome assembly. Lineage: Eukaryota; Metazoa; Chordata; Mammalia; Artiodactyla; Cervidae.